AUUUACCAGUUCGGAAUAUCAUGUUCAUGUUAGAGAAAACAUCCCAAUAGGCAGCCAUAUUACUGCUGUUUCAGCCAGUGAUUAUGAUUCUGGAUCAAAUGCAGAGAUCACUUACAGAAAAGAAACCAUGUGAAAGGAAUAGAUGGCACCCUUGAACUAGUUGUAAAAGCUCAUGGCCCAAAGCUGGACUCUAAGUCUAGCAUGUGUACAGUUCGAGUAAACAUUUCUAACACUCCUGAGAGCUAUUCCAUGUUGCCAGUACACACGGUAUCUGUUAGCAUUGCUGCCUCUACUGUACUGUUCCUAUUUCUUGCAAUCUGCCUUGCUGUGCUUAUUGUGAGAUGCAGAAGAAAAGAUGCAGCAAACUCCAGCAUCAAGAAAGAGAUGCCAUGCUCCUCAGCUGCUGAUUUGAAUAAUGAAAACAACACUCCUAAAAAUGCCCAGGAAACUGAUAUCCCUGCAACCAGUUACCUUCCCAUGGGUGCCAUAGCUGAGUGGCUACAUUUGGUAGGCAUCAGAGAAAGGAAGGACAUUGGUAAUGCUUGCAGGAAUUCAGACUCUAGUGGGCAUGGGUCCGCAGAAGGAGAAACAACAGAAGAUGAAGAAAUAAAGAGGAUAAAUGAGCAUCCCUGCCGGAAGGGUUCUGGAUCAGCUUUAAGUGACCGAGGUUCACGUAUACCAGACUCAGGAAUUCCCAGGGAUUCUGAUCAGCUUUCCUGUCAAUCUGGAGAGACAGAUGUGGUGGCUGUUUCUCAAGUUGUAGAGACUGUUCCUUCCUUCAAAGAUGGUGGGGGAGGAGAAGAAAUAAGAGAGUGUGACACAAGGUAUACUUGCAAUAAAGUACUGUCACAAGCACUCCAAAAUAUGGGUAUAAAGGAAAAAGACAUCAUGGCUGACAUUGCAAGAGAAUAUAUCUUUGUACCUGAUGACCAGAACUCUCAUUAUGGAUCUCUUGCUACCCUAGUAGACUCUGAUGAGGAUCUUAGAGGUUGCUAUAACUGGGAUUACUUGCUAAAUUGGGAGCCCAGGUUUAAACCUCUUGCCUCUGUGUUCAGUGAUAUUGCAGAACUGAAGGACGAAAGCCUAAAAACACACAGCUUUCCUAAGGAGAAGAAAUCUUUUAUUUUUCCCCCUCCCUUGAUUACUUCUGUAGCUCAACCUGGUUUAAAGACAGUCCCCCCACGAAUGGCAACUCUACUGCCAGGUCAGGCAUUUAAAAAAUACCCUCGCUCACCCCUCAUUCAUCACUUGAGAUAUCCUUCAUCAGCCAUGACUCCCAGUUUUUCCCCUUCUCUGUCUCUGCUUACUAUGCAGACGCCUACAGCUUCACCAGUAUCCCCGCAUCCUAACCUGAAGGGGAUGUGCCCAGGUGGACUUUCAACAGAGGAAGACAUUCAAGUAUAGAAUAUUUACUAUUGACUUGAAAUGUAGAAUGAACAUUUGGCUAAAAGUAUCUGCCAUAUUCUUUUUAAUGAGCACAGCAUGUAGUGUUUAUAUCUGUAAAUAUUUUAUUUUUAUGAGCUAAAAAUGACUAUUUGGUCAAACAUUUUACCUUCCUAGCUAACUCACUGCAAAAUUCACCCAGACUUAUCAGGUACCUCCUUGAUCUUCCUUUACAAAAUGCUCUUCAAGCCAGAUUUCUAAGGCAAAAGUUAGUCGUUUGGGUGAUACAUGUUCUACUUUUCUAAAGGUAUCCCAGGUGAAAUAGGAGCUUCACACUAAUGCUCACUCUUAAAACUCAGGUGAAUUCUUGAGGAUGCAUGGAAUUUGUUGGAUGUCCAUGGUGUAGAUGGAGCCAAUAUUUCAGCUCAGCAUUCUUCAUUGCAAGGCCCCAGGAGCCAAUGACUGCUCCCAUUGACCCUAAGCUCCCUGACUAAUACUCAGCGCAGCUUCCCUGGCCCAGUGUGGAGGUAACUGUUCCCACUGCACAGUGCUGCAUUUAACUCAGCACCAGGAGGGUUGCUGUAACGGAAACAGGGCCCUCUUGAGCUCCAGUGCCAUCUUGGAAAGUGCACACGGAACCCUGGGCAGUAUAGUCCUUCCCACUACUUUCCUCACAGGCCUCUGGGGAAGGUGGUGGGAAGGACUACACUUCCCAGCACUCUGUGCGCAGCUUCCAGGAUGUCAUUGGGAUUUGACAGGACCCUGUUUCUGUUAAAGCCCACCACUACCAGCACUGAGUAAAGUGCAGCACUGUACGGAGGUCAGCACAGCAGGAAAUUGCUUUCACAUUGGUGGGUGUUUUGUUUUGUUUUGUUUUGUUUUGUUUUGUUUUGUUUUGUUUUGUUUUGUUUUGUUUUGUUUUGUUUUGUUUUGUUUUGUUUUGUUUUGCCACAGUGGUAUCGGCUUGAAAAAUAGCAGAGAUCACUGCUUUUGCUGGUUUAACACAUGCUCUGAUGCUGCCAAUUAAGGAAGUUUAGUGUUAUUUUUGCUCUCACUCCCUCAAACGACUAUGAUUCCUGAGUCAAGAGGAGCUGGAGUUGGAGAUCUAGUGCUGCAUAAUAUUCAAUGCAUGUAGAAGUACACCUACAUGCAUUUUUUGUCUGUGCACGUGUAUCAGAUCAACAUAUAUUUGUUGAUUAUAUACCAAACAAGUAGCUACUUUUCAGUUUUAAUUUUGUUUCAAUAGAUACAUAAAUAUUUUUGCAUCUUCUUUACAUCACCUUGGAAAAAUUAUGUUAUGUUUAGUAACUGGCACUUAAAGAACAGGAAAAGGCCCUACAAAUGUGAACUUGUCCUGAAUGCAUCGAGUACAAGAAUGAUGGUUCAAAGAGCUGUCAAUGUUGAUGCUCUGAACUUGUGUUUAGGGACUGACUGUUCUGAGUAAGUUGUGCUCAAAGGUCAGGAUAGUUUGGUCUUCUUUACUCUUAUUCCAAAAUGGCAUUUCUAAUAGGGAUGUGUGAAUCGAUUUGGGUACAAAUCGAUUUGUACCUGAAUCUAGCUGAUUCGGGUGAUUUGGGGACAAAACAAAUCACCCCUGUGGUCAAUUGGCUAAAUUUGGGUCCAAAUUGAAUCAUGCCAGAUCCAAUUUGAAUCAAUUUGAGCUUCGGAUUCCUCCCAUCAAUUUCCCCAGAUUCCAAGCUUUCAUUUAAAAAGCAAAGCUGAGCUCUAGCACUUGUAGAAGUGGAGUUAUCAUGCAAAAUGUGUGGUAACUAUUUUUCAAGUGUUUGGAUUCUUUGGUGUAUCAUAACUUUCCCUCAAUGAAUCCCUAUGAGGAUUCAUUACACAUCUUCAUUUCUUCUAUUCAUUUUGACUGUCUUUGGACAGUCCCAACUGUCAACUGCAAUUUGCCAACUAUACCCCACCUGCAAGGCAGUGGGGUAAUACUCAGUUUAAGUUCUAGGAUUUUUCCCCCAAGUGUUUAGACUAUUUGGUGUCUAAUGGCCUUUCCUCAUAAUGAAUCUUUAUGAGGAUUCAUUACACACCAAAAAGUCUAAACACCUCAAAAAUUCCUAGAAUAUAAACUGAGUGAGUACCCAGUGACUUGCCGGUUGGGGGGUAGUUGGCACAUGGGAUGCCAUUAAUUCCCCACCCGCAAAGCAGUGGGGUCAAAAUGAACAGGUGUGUAAUGAAGACACCAAAUAAUCUAAACGCUUCAAAAAAAUCCUAAAAAAUAAACACUUCAAUAUUUCUUUAAAAAUAAACUGAAUCCUUAGGCAUUCAUUAUGAGGAAUGUUAUUAUACAGCAAUGAAUCCAAACACUUGAAAAAUAGUGGCACACAUUUUGCUCCAUAACUCAAUUUCUUCAAGGGCUAGCGCUUAGCUUUAAAAAAAAAUUAAAGCUGGGGAUCCAUGUUAGGGUUAGGAUAGGGCGACUUCGAAUCCCCAUUAUUUCCUAUGGCAGAAAUAUAAAAAAUCCAUAAAAACUAAAAAAGAAUCAUCAAAAAUCAACCAAGUGCCCCACUGCCUUGAAAUGUGUGUGGUAGAUGGCACCCAUGGGGACCUACCUACCACCCAUAUUUGGUGCUCCUAGCACCUUUACAAGUGGUCCGAAUCGAUCCACAUCUGAAUCAAAUCAAAUUCAGAUUGAAUCGGGUGAUUCAGAGGGGACAGAUACAGACACAAAACAAAUCUGGGGUGAAUCAAUUCAGGCACAAAUCAAUUCAUGCACAUCUCUAAUUUCUAAGGGCACAAGGAAUAACAAAGUAACAUUAGUUCUAGAAAAUACAGAAAUAAGCAUGGAAUCCAGAAGAGAUUCAGAAUGGUUAAACAAAGUAAAGAUAUAUUCCUAGUUUGACAUACAGUCCUGAGGUGAAAUCCUGGAUUACAGCACGUGCCAUUUUGCCUUUGAUUUCAGGAACUUCCCCAUGCUGUUUACACCGAGAAUGUCUAAGAAUUAUUUGAGGUUGCAAGAUUGCCCCUUUUAAGUUUGCAAUUGCAGAUUUCCGUGGACCUCUUUGAAAAAUGGCACAGUGGCAGUUUUCUGUGACAGCAUUUGCAACAAUGAGAGCAGCCAGGACUUUCCCACUGUUGGUUACAGAAUGGCUUGUGCUCAUGGUUCUUUGCUUUCUAUAGCCACAAAGCGAUCCAGCUGCAUGUGUGGUUUUUUGGAUCGCAGCCAGGAUAUUUUGCUCUACUUCUGGCUUGUUACAGGAAGCAUGAAGGAUUAUCAUAGCUUUUAAAGAUCUGUUACACAAGUUCUUUCACACAGCAGAUUUUUCGUUCUUGAUAUGAAACAAUACCAAACCAAACAGACCAAAUGGACAGCAUUAAUUUAUGAACUGUUUGUACCAAAAAUGUAAGGUCAGUAGAAUAACCUGUGUAAUUGCAUAACAAAAUAAUGUAAUGGUAUUUUAAAUAUAAUUUUCAAAAUAUUUUUUCUACUGUGAAACCUUAGUUGUUAUUUGCUUGUUUUCCUACUGAAGCAAGGUACUCAAGCGUCAGAUGGCCCAAGGCUCCGGUUGUCUGAAUCUUUCCUGAGCCACCUGUACCAAAGUAAGCAAUAGGUCUGGGUCUAAAGAACUGGCCUAAGGAGGGCUUCAUUCUAUAGGACUCAUUCCCAGACUGAGAUACUAUUUUUAUAAUAUUAUAGUAGCUAUUGGGGUGUAAUUGUAGACCUUUUUGUUUUUCCGAGCUAUGGGCAGCUGUAGACUUGAGAUGGACAGUGAUCUCACCAAUGAUGUCUAGAAAGCUAUUCUGAAUACCACCAUUUGCUUUGGAUCUCCAGCAAAAAGAAGCCUUAAAAGUCUCUUGCUUGUACAGCUAAAUGGAGAAUAUUUGGAACUCUCUCAAACUGAUUCAACAUAUACUUCUGAAGAAUUAUUUCUGUACAUGUAGUUGAAAAAGUUAUCACAACGUAUGUUCACACAGUGAGCCCUGUCUAUUGCAUCACAUACCUUUUUGAAUCUGGAACUGAGACCCUCUCUGCCAUAUUAAGCACAACCCCACAACCAAAAGAAAAUAAAUUAUUCUAUACAGAA
Messenger RNA from Hemicordylus capensis (graceful crag lizard), 5420 nucleotides. RefSeq names its product protocadherin-23-like. The record is from RefSeq and is a predicted model, not a curated record. Gene Ontology annotation, molecular function: calcium ion binding. The transcript has 2 exons. Bases 202 to 1404 code for a protein of 400 amino acids. Gene Ontology annotation, cellular component: cell-cell junction. Lineage: Eukaryota; Metazoa; Chordata; Lepidosauria; Squamata; Cordylidae. Gene Ontology annotation, biological process: cell-cell adhesion.